This is a messenger RNA of Lethenteron reissneri (Far Eastern brook lamprey), 6737 nucleotides long. RefSeq names its product ras-related protein Rap-1b-like. Gene Ontology annotation, molecular function: GTPase activity; GTP binding. The record is from RefSeq and is a predicted model, not a curated record. NCBI's taxonomy places the organism in Eukaryota, Metazoa, Chordata, Hyperoartia, Petromyzontiformes, Petromyzontidae.
UCUCUGGACUGAGAGCUGCACCUGCCCGCUGCCAUCGUGUGCUCUGAGGUGUGAGCGCGUUGGUCGCAAGAUCCGUCACCAAAACACACGGGGUUCCUGGAAAGAAGAAAAAGAAUAUACAUUUGAGAAAAAUAUAUAGAACAUCUGAAAGGAAAAUCAUCAACGAAAAAUAAUCAAAGUAGUACAUCCGUUCGAAUAAAGAGUUCAAGAAAAAAUAUAUGUAGGAGCCAAAAAUGGUGUAAGAAUAACAUCUACACGGAAAGAAAGGGUAAACAAUAUAAGGGCAUCUGCUAAAAGAGGAAAGCCUCGUCGAAGCACGACACCCAGAAAAAUAAAUAUCCGUGCAAAGAAAAAAGUAUUAGAAUAAAGGAGAACAUCUUUUAGAACAACAGGCCGCCGCCACCACAACAGCGACGACCACAACUGGACACCACUAGCACUCGUACUCCCCACACACGGGUUGGCACGAGCGAGGAGAUCACCGGUGACCAUGUCUCUUGGUGUGCCCGAGCGCACCCAGGUGCGUCUCGUCUUCCUGGGCGCCGCCGGCGUGGGCAAGACGUCCAUCAUCAAGCGCUUCCUCCAGGGCGCCUUCGAGACGCGCUACCGCCCCACGGUGGAGGAGCUCUACGCGCUCGAGUAUGAGGCCGGUGGCUCCAAGAUCAAGCUGGAGGUGAUGGACACAAGUGGCAGCUACCGCUUCCCGGCCAUGCGCAAGCUGUACAUCCGCGACGGGGACGCUUUCGCGUUGGUCUUCUCGCUGGAGGAGCCGCAGUCCUUCGAGGAGGUGAGGAGGCUCCGCGAAGAGGUCCUCGAGAUCAAGGAGGACAAGCGCCCUCCCAUCGUGGUGAUCGCCAACAAGGCGGACACCCAGCCACCGCAGCCUCAGCAGCAGCCUCAGCAGCCGCAGCAGGAGCAGCAGGAGCAGCAGCAGCAGCAGGACCUUCACCAGCAGCAGAUCCAGGUGGCCCGUGCCACUGUCGAGCUGCAGUGGAACCAUUGCCUGGUGGAGACGUCGGCCAAGGAGGACGGAGGGGUGACGCGGGUCUUCGCUCAGCUGCUCCGGGAGGUGAACCUCCCGAGCCGCCUGAGCCCCGCUCUGCAGCGCCGCCGCGAGACUCUGCCCGUGAGGCCCCUGCCCCUACAGGUGGCGCGGCCGCCCAUCAAGAAGGCCAACAGCUGCGUGGUGGCUUGAUUGCGGACGAGAUGGUCCGCGUCCCUGCCUGCCUGCCUGCCUGCCUGCCUGCCCAGCGUCCACCCACUCGCUCGCCUGGCUCACGGCCUCGUACGCAGUGGACGUGGGAGUGAGCCCAACCGCAAGAUGGUUCUACGCUCGCACGUGCAAUGGUGUGGUGGUGGUGAUGAUGAAAAUUCCACAUUCCCCAGGCCAGGACAUCCACUGUUGAGCUACAACACACAACAUUUCAAGUGUCUCACUGCUCAAACGAGCGAUGGAGCGGUGCUCAUCUCUCCGUUGCAGUUCCUGGUGGUGCAAAAUUCCACAUUCCUGUGGCUGAGACAAUUCCAUGCAUAAAAUAACCGUUGUUGUCUACCCACGAAGUAGUCCCGAUUUUGUCGACCCGGGUUGGAUGAUGGGCGAAAUUGACUCUUGACCAAGAAAGAUUAGCCACUCGUAAAUUGUUUGAGUUGUGAGUCAAGCGCCCUAUCAAUGGGUAUACAUGCAACGUGUUUCCUUUGUAUUGUAUGAAUGUAGAGCCCUCUCGAUUGGUGUUCUCAUGGGCAAGCGUGGCUCCAGUUGACUGGGAAGAGGAUUGGUUGGAACUUGUUGGUGAAAAUUCCAGUUUUAUGGCUGCGACCAGUCUCUUGUAGGGAGAGCACUGUUGAUGUAUAAGGAGCAGUGGAGAGACACGUGUCUCCACUGUUGGCCCUAAUUUAAACCAGGCUUUCUUUAGGAUGAAUAGCCAUAGGCACACUUUGGGCAGGAGGGUGGUAUGGCUAUAUCAUGCUGAUUAUCUAUGAGGAAGGUGAACCAGUGUUCUACCCACUAGAACACCGGUUGAGAUAGCAUUAACAAAAUUGAUUAUGUUCACGGGGCUAAUUGGACCCUGAUUUUCAUCUGACCUCACUACAUUCGCCGGAAAUGUACAAUUAAUAUACAAUAACCAAAACUAUCACACAUUGAUUUUAUUGUGUGGCUCAAUCAAAUCCAGUUCGUGACUCCAGGUUGAAGAGGCAAGAAAGUCCACCUCAGAUUUUCCAGUAUCAGGUGAUGCGUGUAGUUUGUGUAAUUGAGAAACUGGAACACACUUGCAGUGGCUUCAUCACCAGCACUUUAUCACAUCGACUAAAAGACUCACACGAAGACCCAUAGUCUCACAUAGACAUCCAUAUACUAACACACAGACCAAUACACUCACACAUAGUCUUACACAGAGAUCCAUAUCAUCACAUAGAGACUCAUAGACUCACACAAAGACCCGUAGACGCACAUGGAGAGCCACAGACACAUUGAGACACGUUGAGGAAUUGGAAUGCAGAGAAAGUGGAUUGCCCUAGCAAUGGCGUCAUCAUCAGUGCUCUCCGUCAGAGACCCAUAGACUCGCACAGAGGCCUACAGUCUCUCACAAAGAGAUGCGUAGACUCAGGCAGGAUGCGACUCAGAAAGUGGAGUGCGGUGGCAGUGGAUUCACCAUCAGCGCUUUCUCGAGCAAACGGGCGAACGCAGCCCACGCGGCUUCCCACAAAGAACCGUACUGGUGGAAUCCAGCAUUGGUGCGUGCGUUGCCUCCUCUGUCUUACAACAAUUAUCAAUUUCCUCCAGCUAUACUGGCGUCCGGAACCGAGACUGGAAAACCCGAGGCGGAUCAUGUUUCCUCAUCAAACCGGAGUCAUGAAUUACCACUGAUCAAAUUAUGCAUUGUCCAUGCGAGAGCCCCUUUUACAAGAAGUGCAAAACACAUUGCACUCGAUCGAUGUGGAUGCUGUAUUUCAAAAGCGUCGAAUCCGUUUGUCGUUCUUUGAAGUCUACGUGACUACUCCCUCCGGAUCCUAGAGGGCGCCACGGUCACCACAAAUCGUUACCCCUCUUCCCAUCCCCAUCCCUUUAAAUAGCCGUCAUUGUGUUGUCGUGCGUGUAGAUGUUGUGCAGGGUUGACCCGGACAGUCUGGAGCAUUGGCAUCUGUGUUCUGCUGCGGGUAUUUGUGUUGAACUUUAUUGUGGUCAACUGCACAUGUCAUGACGAUAAGACUUGGGCUCAAUCAUCCGUCCGGGUUUGAUCUACAGGAUGGUCCAGAUGCCUUGUGACCCCCCCCCCAUUUAAUGAUCUAAAACGUAAUAUGUUUUGAAGUAAGGUUUAUUUAAAACAGAAAUGAAUAUGCAAGGGGAAAAACCUGUGAGGGGUCAAUUAAUUAAUUGGGGGUCACAAGACAUCUGGACCGCGCUGUAUCGUCGACAAAGGCGGCGACCCCAGAAUGUGCAUCCGCGUGUUUGUGUGUAUUCGUCGUGACGUGCGUCUGUCAUUUGAGUAUUUCCUAGUGCAGUAUUCCGCCUUGCAGAGCGCACAUAUAAUGACGCAGUGACUGUAUUUGCGAGAACACAAACUGUAGGUUGUGUUAUCGGGUUUUUUAUUUUCUCCCGCGAAGCAUCUCUCUCGCUCAAAUGAGAAUUUGGGACGUUUAAGGUGCAAUUUUAAUUUGGCUGCCAUGAGCCAGCGGUGGAAAUGCCACAUUCUCAAGGCCGGAUUAAAAUACUACAUAAGACAAUAUUGGGGGCGGGGAGGAGAUGAUGGGCUGAAUUGACUAUGCUGACUGGGGUUUGAACUCGUAACCUUUAAAGUGUGUCUAUUAUGAUAACCACCGAACUGGAUUUAUAUAUUGUUGCAUGUUACGACAUUUCUUGAACUAAACAUAUAUAUCUAUCAUAUGAGCAUAUUUAUGAGUAUCCAGUUGCGGCCUUUUUUUAUCUGCUUGAGUGGCACACUCCACGAGAGGCCAAUUACUUGGUCCACUGAUUACAAAGAAAGUAAGUUAUGUCGUCAAGUGUUAAUCACGACACUGUGCCACGUGGAAUCUUAGGCACAUGGCUUAGUGUCUGAAAUGUUUGGGUCUUAAAUAUGAUUGGAAAAAACCUUGGGAUUGUUGAAGUGGCAAGACAUAUUUGUGCCAAAUUUCAUAUUUCUAGUCAUUCUAGAAUACGUUUAGGGUUUACAUCAGUCAUCUGAGUGUGAUUUAUAUAUAAAGUGAAACCCUGUUAAUUCUAUACAUGGAGCUCUGGCCUUGCCGAAUUAUGCACUAUUCCGAAUUAUGCACAGUGGUACUCCCCAAUGCCUCCUGCCCCAAUAAAAAAAAAAAUCCAAAUUUGUUUUCCAAAAUCUUCGCACAACAUACGCAUUGACACGCCUGCAUCAAUUCUAUCCAAAACUUUUGAUUUGUCGUGCAGACUAAGGGAUGUAUACUUCAGUCCCUUUCUAUUACUUCUUGAUGUAGGCAUGGACGAUAUUUUGUAAAGGAUUGCCUUGCACAAACAAGGUAAAGUCCAAAGCGACGGGUCUGCACUAACGCUGACCACGCGCGCCGCCACUAGACUCAGUCAUUGUUUUGGUCGUGGCGCGCGGCGUCCCUCCACGUGUAUGCCGAAAUUGAACCAUUCCGUAUAGAAAUUCGGCUCAUGGCGAAUAGAUGCCGAAAGCGCAGCCGUGCCCAAUUAUCCACAAAUACCGAAAUAACAAGGUUUUACCGUAGUCUACAUAGUCUAGAGCUACACAUGGCGACUGUGUAAUAGGACUUGGCUCCAGUGUCGACGAUAGCGAAUUGAGUAGUCGCUAACAACGAUGUUUCCAUGAAUAUUAUGGCCAUUUAGUUUUCACGUCUCAAAAUCACUUGGCUGUGUGUUUCUGUCCGCUUACUCCCACACGAAGUCAGGCUGUUCCUCACAGAAAUGGCCAAACAUCUCAAUGUAGCAGGAGCCUCCCUACAGACAUGGUUCUGGGACUAGUGUGAGUCCUUCCUGAGUAAACACAGGGCCGUUGAUGUUACCGGUAGGGCCUACAGAUGCAAGGCAGUGAUUGCGCCGGCGAACACAAUUUGUGUCGCUUAGCAACCAGUGAUGUUCCAGCUGUGCUGGCGGUUGGGCGACGGUGAAAAACCAGUAGCUCCAAAUUGGAGACGGAUUGCUAACCUGAUUUGUGAUGUCGUGAUGGGUUUUCUGCAUGUGCCCGUCAGUGUGUACGUGCGUGUAGUGCAAUGGUUAUGGCGUGCGGCAGUGCAACGGUUAGCGUAUUGCGUUACGAAACCCGCGGACCAGAGUUUGAUUCCCGCUCAUGGCCACCAACAACAGUGACAAUUAUCUGAACCGGUCCUUGGGCCUCCCCGAGGUCGACUCAUCCUCAAACGAGUACCUGGUGCGGUGCAUUCAUAUCUCUACUUGGGAGACAAAGGCGGCCUAGUGUGGUGCUGGCCACCCACCCCCUCGUGUGCCAUGCUGGCCUUCAUAGGUCGCAAACAGCACUUUCCCCAAAAGUCUGUUUAGGGUGUACAUGGGAUAUUUGCCUUCGUCUUGUAUGUGCGUGUGGUAUUUGUGUGUACAGAUGCAACGCGGUUUUAUGAAUCAAUUGCUGGAUGAGACAAUUAUUUUAGCAUACUUCACCACGCUGGCCAGUGCGGGUUGGUGACUAUCCCAGUAAACAUGGAAUCUUGGGCCAACGUUGGUGCAACGUUGGGCCAAUGGUUGCGAUCACAGGCCAACGUUGCAUGUUUACUGCGGUGGAGGAAGAGUGCAGAACAAUAUAUUUGUCUGCAUUGCCCUCUACAACACCGACUGCACCCGUCUCUUUGGCAUAGUGGUCAUCCAUUUAAGGACGAGUCAGGCUCACCCUGCCUAGCUCCCCAGAGCUGAUGAGAUUGGGUGCAAUCCUGGUGAUUUGGUCAUAUGUGCACGGUAUUUGUGUGGUUUUAUAUAUGUAUAUAAGGCUUUUCUUUGCACCAAACUAUGUGACUCAGGUUCAAUUCCUCACGAUGUCCAUCGGUGGUGAAUUAUAAAUGAACCUAGUAUGCAUGGGCACCUUUAGGUCGACUCAGCCAUACAUGAGCACCAGGUGUGAUGUGUUAAUGUCAUCACUGGGGAGAUGAAGACAGCCGGGGCGUGGUUCACGCUAAGCUACGAGUUAUUUUGUUUUCCGCCUUAAUAGGUGCUCAGCAAUUUCGCUUGUCUCAGCAGUUUGUUGAGCUAAGCACAUUGAAGACAUGCAGUAUUUGUGGUCGUGUAUGUGGUCUUGCGGUGCAACUAGCCUUGCACAGGCGCGGCGACGAAGCCCGCCAUUCGUGGAUACGUGACCUGGUAUUGUUGUAGUGCUUAGUGCGUGCACGCGCGCGUGUUCCACGCGGUGUCCUCGGUGGUUCUCGCAGAAUCUCAGAAAACCUGAACAUCCAAGUUCCAUCCCUGGCCACGAAGCGCGACAGUUACAAAUGGUAUCUGAAUCCAUCACGCGCAUCGCGUAGGUCGACUCCGCCUAAAACGAGUAGCCAUUAAUGCGGGGAAGACAACGGCGACUUGGACGCGCGUCGCCACGCUAUGUCCAUCUCGUGUGCUCGACUCGUCUCAAUCGGUGCACACGAACGGGACUUGUCCCAAAUUGGCCUCGCGUUGUUGUCAGUGGUUCUGGGUGCACCUGUUAAUGCCGCUCACGUGUUCGCCAUUCUGAGCGAGGAUAGACGUGGAGCUUUAGAGUUGGUGUUUGUGCGCUGCUUUCUUAUCGUGUUGUCAUUGUACAUGUUCCGCU